GCAGAGCUGCAGGUCCUUCAGUUCCAGAGGGCUGACUUGAAGACCAUCCCUGAGGAUCUGGAGAAAAGGAGGGAUCCACCAGAGCCUUCCCAGGAGAUGUUCUUCAGGGAGAUCUUCCAUGAAGAUCAAAGUCAGGCCAUCUCUCCCAGAGAGUCGGCAUUCGUAGAUUCUUCCACUUUUUCUGAUGGAGUUGAAAAAGCAGCCAUUGAACAUCCAACUCAGGUUCUCGUGUCUUUUGAAGAGGUGGCUGUGCAUUUUUCCAAGGAGGAAUGGUCUCUGCUAGAUCCCGAUCAAAAAACACUCUACCAAGAAAUCAUGCUGGAGAACUCCAGAAAUUUAGCCUUUCUGAGAAACCACGCUCAGGAGAACAAAGAAGCCUUCCAAAUGUUCAGGGAUGAAGGAGAGAGGCGAGAGGAGUUUGCAAAUCCAGUGGGAACAAACAGAAAAAAACUACCAGCAAAUGACAGCAAGGCUUGCCCAACUUCGCCAUCUUCUAAAAUUCAAGACUUUCUUCCCAAAGGAGAUCAGAAAGAAAAAAUAAAAGUGGAAAGUGUGGAAACCUUUGAAGGAGGCUUAGAUUUAUGUGAGCAGUACCCAGUUCGAACUAAAGAAGAGAAUACAUGCCAAGAGGACGAAAAACAUUACAAUAAUAUCCUUUCUAAACAUGGAAAAACCAAUGUGGGAAAUAAACCCUACAAAGAAACCAGGAAACCUUUCAGUCAGAGCAGUUCCCUUGCUCCCGAUGAAAAGAUCAAUUCAGGGGGGAAACCAUAUAAAUGUAUGGAAUGUGGAAAGAGUUUUGGCCAGCGUAGAUACCUUACUUCCCAUAAAAUAAUCCACACGGGGGAGAAACCAUUUAGGUGCAUAGAUUGUGGAAAGAGCUUUAACCAUAAGGCUAAUCUUAAUUCUCACAGAAUGAAUCACACAGGAGAGAAACCGUAUAAAUGUGGGGAGUGUGGAAAGAAUUUUACCCAUAACUUUCAACUUACAUCUCAUAAGAGGAUACACACCGGGGAGAAACCGUACAAAUGCGGGCAAUGCGGAAAGAGUUUCAACCAGCGCAGUAACCUUAAUUCUCAUAAAAAAAUCCACACCGAGGAAAAACCGCAUAAGUGCACGGAGUGUGGAAAGAGUUUUACCCAGAAGGGUAACCUUAAAUCCCACAAAAGGGUCCAUGUCGGGGAGAAACCUCAUAAAUGCAAGAAGUGUGGGAAGAGUUUCAGCCAGCGUGGUAAUCUCAAUUCCCACAAAAAAAUCCACACCGAGGAGAAACCUUAUCAAUGUGACGAGUGUGGAAAGAGCUUCACUCAGAAGGUCAAUCUUAACUCCCAUAGAAUGAUUCACACAGGGGAGAAACCAUAUAAGUGUGAGGAGUGCGGAAAGAGCUUUACCCAAAAUAUUCAAUUGAUUUCGCACCAGAGAAUCCAUACAGGGGAAAAGCCAUAUACAUGCAUGGAGUGUGGGAAGAGCUUCCGGUGGAGCACUCAGCUAACUUCCCAUCAAAGAAUCCACACAGGAGAGAGACCAUAUAAAUGCAUGGAAUGUGGGAAGACCUUCAGUGAGAGCAGUUCCCUUACUUUCCACAAGAGGAUCCACACAGGGGAAAAACCGUAUAACUGCAAGGAAUGUGGGAAGAGCUUCAGCAUGAGCAGUUCGCUUACCUACCACAAAAGGAUCCACACAGGGGAAAAGCCAUAUAAGUGUACGGAAUGUGGGAAGAGCUUUACGCAGAACAUUCAACUUACUUCUCACAAAAUGAUCCAUACCGGGGAGAAGCCAUACAAAUGCACCGAGUGUGGCAAAAGCUUCAAUACAAGCAGCAACCUUGCCUGUCACAAAAGAAUCCACACUGGGGAGAAACCGUACAAAUGUACAGAGUGUGGGAAGAGUUUCACUCAAAAUAUUCAACUCACAUCCCAUAUAAGGAUUCACACGGGGGAGAAGCCGUAUGAAUGUAAAGAGUGCGGAAAGAGCUUUACUCAAAAGAUUCAACUUACCUCUCAUAAAAGGAUCCACACGGGGGAGAAACCAUACAAGUGCAGGAAAUGUGGAAAGAGCUUCCGUAAUAACGGGUCCCUCACUCUUCAUGAAAGGAUCCACACUGGAGAGAAACCGUAUACAUGCAUGGAGUGUGGAAAAAGCUUCAGCCGGGGCAGUCAUUUUGCUUCCCAUAAAACAAUCCACACAGGAGAAAAGCCACAUAAAUGCCUCGAGUGUGGAAAAAGUUUCCGUGAAAACACUUCUCUUACUAUUCAUAAAAGGAUCCACACGGGGGAGAAGCCAUAUAAAUGCUUGGAAUGUGGAAAGAGGUUCCGUGAAAAUGGGUCGUUUACCUCCCAUAAAAGAAUCCACACAGGGGAGAGGCCAUAUAAAUGCAUGGAGUGUGGAAAGAGCUUCACGACCAGCAGUAAUCUUACAUCCCAUAUGAGGAUCCAUUUAGUAAGAGACAUGCAGGAGAAUGAGAACAAAAAGAAGUCAAGCUGGUUGACAUCGCAAAUAGCGAAACAUGAAAUGAGAGAAGCCGCCCUGAGUCCGCAAGGAGAAGGGCGGGGUAAAAAUUCAAUUAAAUAAAUAAGAGAGAUUUGGAAGUCCUGGGGAAUCAAAAUAGAGAAAAUGGAAAGAAGGGAUAACUUUUCAAAGAACAUUGACAGACAUUCUGAAGAUGUGGCCCAGAAGUUUCUACUGAUCUGAUAAGAUCACAGAAGAACAAGAAGAGAAUUGCCUUUUGCAGUUAUUUUUGUGCGGAACAAAAAUCAAAGAGAGUGAAACUGAGGCUGGAGGCAACCAGAAUGAAGACAGAUAGCAAGAAACAAUUUUAGUCAACAAUGUCUUUUUUAUUUUUUGCCCCAGGAAUCCACCC
Messenger RNA from Protobothrops mucrosquamatus (brown spotted pit viper), 2860 nucleotides. Its product is annotated as zinc finger protein 678. Gene Ontology annotation, cellular component: nucleus. Gene Ontology annotation, molecular function: DNA-binding transcription factor activity, RNA polymerase II-specific; RNA polymerase II transcription regulatory region sequence-specific DNA binding. Gene Ontology annotation, biological process: regulation of transcription by RNA polymerase II. The record is from RefSeq and is a predicted model, not a curated record. The transcript has 7 exons. Bases 97 to 2571 code for a protein of 824 amino acids. Lineage: Eukaryota; Metazoa; Chordata; Lepidosauria; Squamata; Viperidae.